UUGCCCAGCUUUCGCCCUGCACAUUUGUGGUUUUCGGGGACACAUUAGCAACCAAUGGUUUUAGCUCUCGGUGGCCCAAGAGUUGCCAAAGCGGCUAAGAGUCAUCUGAAAAGUCUUUUACCCUGAAUCGCUCUGAAUCAGAAGGCCACCUGAUUUCUCCUGCGGUACUUGGCAAAUUUGCACCUCCCUCUCGUCCUGGUCCAGCUGCAUGGGAAGUGCUAAGGAAGAACACGGGCGCCCAACAGUGAGGAGAUGGUAAAGGCGUCCAGAGGAUAAACUUAAAGAUUGAUCCUACAGACCAAGCCGAAAGAAGAAACUGAAAGUACACUGCCGGCUGAUCCUACGGAAGUUAUGGAAAAGGCAAAGCACAGAGCCAGGCUGUGAUGUGUGCCGCCCCUCCUGGGAUGGAUGAAACAACAGGCGCGCCGCGGGUGAAAGAAACCAGCUGCAGAGACUGGCCUAUCCAGCGCGGACUUGUGUCAACUCCGCGGAAGACCAUAGUCCUGGGAGUGAUUAUGGGUGAGAGCGUGCUCCUGCUGCAGUUGCGGUCAUCAUGACUACGCCCACCUCCCGCAGACAAUGUUCCAUGUUUCUUUUAGGUAUAUCUUUGGAAUUCCUCCCUUGAUCCUUGCUCUGUUACCAGUAACUUCAUCUGAUUGUGAUAUUAAAGGUAAAGACGGUAAAGAAUUUGAGCAUGUUCUAAUGAUCAGCUUCAAUGAAUUGGAAAAAAUGAUAGAAGUUGAUAGCGACUGUGUAAACAAUGAAUCUAACUUUUUUAAAAGACAUUCAUGUGGUGAUUCAAAGGAAGCUGCUUUUCUAAAUCGUGCUACUCGCAAGUUGAACCAAUUUCUUAAAAUGAAUAUGAGUGAGGAUUUCAAACUCCACUUAUCAAGAAUUUCAGAAGGCACAUUAAAAUUGUUGAGCUGCCCCAGCAAGGAAGAAAAAAAUUUAAAGGAACAGAAAAAGAAUGACCCAUGUUUUCUAAAGACAUUACUACAAAAGAUAAAAACUUGUUGGAAUAAAAUUUUGAUGGGCAAUAAAGAACACUGAAAAGUAUGGAGUGGCAAUAUAGAAACAUAAAAAUAUUUCAAGAAUGGAUCUGCUAAUGCAAUUUUUCAGGAUAGAAAGCCUCCUAGAAGUUACUGAAUGCAUUCUGAUAAGAAUGAUCGAAAGGAUUGAGAAAUCCAUAUUGUAGUACCAGAAGAUGUACAUAAACAAUGGAAGCUGAAUGCUGCAAUCAACAAACUAUUUCAUAUGUAUGUGGACAUAUGUCAUUUGAUACUGAGGGUGUACUGAUUUUGUAAGACAAUCAUGUAAGGUAUUGGCUGCAAUAAUACUUUCUAAACCUGUAUGAAUAUUUCAGGAGAAAACAUCAAAUCUAUGAAGUAUAUAAAGUUUAUAAAGAUUCAAAAUUAAAAUCGUUUUGUUAUCAAAGCAAUUCUAUGACCCACUGUGCAUAUGUGUACUGUAUUAUGAGUGGAAAUUGUCAGCUUCUAUACUGGAGAUGUGUUAGAGUUAACAGCGAUAUAUGGAUAAUGCUCAGAGAACAAAGUAUUCUAUACCUUGAAAAACAGCAUCAUAAAGAAGUCCAAGAUACUUAAGAGAGAUCUGAAGAGAUUGUAAUUAAAUAUGAAUGUAUAACACAGUGCCUUCAAUAACAGUAUAACAGGGGCUGGGCUUGUG
Messenger RNA from Marmota flaviventris (yellow-bellied marmot), 1683 nucleotides. It is a transcript of the gene Il7, whose product is annotated as interleukin 7. NCBI's taxonomy places the organism in Eukaryota, Metazoa, Chordata, Mammalia, Rodentia, Sciuridae. Gene Ontology annotation, biological process: immune response. The record is from RefSeq and is a predicted model, not a curated record. Gene Ontology annotation, cellular component: extracellular region. Gene Ontology annotation, molecular function: growth factor activity; interleukin-7 receptor binding.